CGACAGCUGCUGGCCUUCGGCUAAUUUCAGUGCAAUUCGAAUUUUCGCGUGCAGGACGGUGGGAUUUAUUUUGUCCAUUAAACGCAAAUGCAGAGCCCACCGAGUGUGUGCUUCCGCGAAAAAUUGUGCGGUCAAUGAAACGAUUCUUAGUGGGAUGCGUGUACACGCGGCGAACAUCGCGAAGAUUCACGUCGAGUAGUUGGCCUACAAAACGUUUCUGAUAAUCAUGAAUUUGCAAACACUCUUCCAAGACUUCAAUCCAAGCAAAUUUCUCGUGCACUCCUGUUUGAUGAUAUUUACAUCCUUAUUUGCUCUUCGACUGGAUGGCUUCAUAGAAUGGAGUUAUUGGUCUGUGUUCACUCCAAUAUGGUUUUGGAAGAGUAUGGUAAUUUUGGGUGCUACUAUUGGAAGUUAUGUCUGGUGGAGGCAUCCGCAUGCAAGACUCGAAGGAGAUGCCUAUGUACAUUAUAAGGCAAUGUUAAUCACCUUGGCAUUGCAUUUGAUCCUGUUAAUGUUUGAAUUGUUAGUAUGCGAUAAAUUAGAAUCUGAAAGACAUUUAUGGAUCCUUGUAUUCAUACCGCUUAUCUUCAUCUCUAUAGUGUCGAUAGCAGUAUGUAUUUGGGCAGCGAAACAUGAUCGGUCAUUUGAACUUGAAUUAUUUUGUGCAGUUAAUGUAUUGCAAUUCAUUUUCUUGGCAUUAAGAUUAGAUGGUUUUAUAACGUGGAGUUGGGAAGUAGUAUUUGUGCCUCUUUGGGCACUUUUGUGCUUAUCUCUAGUUGCUGUACUAUAUGCCAUAAUAUUUGCUGUUGUUUUAUUAAGAACUCCACAGAUCAAUGCCAGACAAAGGAGAACAUCUUUAACUUCGGCAUUGGCAUACACAUUUCUUGUGGUUCCAAUUAUAGUUUUCCAAGUGUUACUAGCCAAUAAAUUAGAUGGAGAUAUUUCUCUAAAUUAUACAACGGUAGCAAUGCCGCUUUUAAUAUCUCAUAUAACACUUAUUUUUAUGUCUUUUGAUGCAAAGGGUGGAAAUAGAUGGUGGUUUGGUAUUAGGAAGGACUUUUGUCACUUCCUAUUAGGAUUAUGUCCACUUCUUCAAGAAUAUGGUAAUAUUUCAUACCAACCUAGAAGUGAUCACGACCAACCACCAUCUGAACCAAUGGUCUCAGAAAAAAGUGAAAAACACAUUAAAAAAAUUGACCUAACAAAACCUGUUGUACCUAUAAUUUCUAUUGAUAUGCCUGAUUGAUUGUUUCAUUUAGUUUCUGUUACAGGAUCAAUUCAGGUACUUGGAAUCUUUUAUUGAUAUGACUGGUUAAUACGAAGAGCCAUAUCUUAAUAUGUAACAGACAGGUACGUAUAUAAUAGUGAAAUCUAUUAUAAAAAAAAACUAUUAUUUUCAAUACGAAAUGUCGUAAUGAAAAUCUUGUUAUUGUUAAACUUAUAUUGUGCGCCAAGGCAAUCAUAAUCAUUAUAUUAUCUAUUUUGUUCCUGGGGCUUAAGAUUUUCAC
Molecule: messenger RNA, 1508 nt
Organism: Hylaeus anthracinus
Lineage: Eukaryota; Metazoa; Arthropoda; Insecta; Hymenoptera; Colletidae
Product: transmembrane protein 185A
Exons: 6
Coding region: 227-1246 (339 amino acids)
Source: RefSeq, a predicted model, not a curated record